GAGAGAGAGAGAGGGAGAGAGAUAGGGAAAGAGGAGGAGAGGGAGAGGCAAACGGUGUUUAUUCUCCCCCCUCUAGCCUCCCCGUGUCCCUGUCACUCCAUCCUUCCUCCUCCAUCCUUCCUCCCCUCUUCUGGACCAGCUCCAUCCUUCCUCCCCUCCCGGGACCCCUUAUCUCUCCUCACUUCUCCGUCCCACCAACCACAAACCCCUCACAAGGGACUCCUCUCCUGUCUGCAACUCCAGAGCUGUUGGUGACCAUCUCGUCUGCACAAUAUACACACUGAGCCCAGUUACCAGAAUGUAUUUCUUAUAAGUACACAUCUGGUGAAUGUGCACAGCAAAAUCUGUCGGCAUAACAUCCACACACCCUUUUCUGCUGGAAGGCUGAAAGUCACAGGUCACAUGACCUGGAAGAAAAAACCCAGGAGACUUUUGGGAUCCCUCUUCGCAUGGGCUGGCUAUCAACCUGACGGGAAGUCAAAAGGCUGAUGAGCUCAUCUGAGUCUGCGUGACAUCGCAUUGCUCGGGAGUCCUAUAUGCCCUGGGACCAAAACACCCAGCACAAUUCUAGUGACUGGCUGGCUGGAAAACCACCAUACUCCUUCUCCCUCUGAGGACAUCCCAUCACAGGACCACUCUUACCUCGCUGAGCAUGGAGUCCGCCAAAGUCCAGUCAGAGGGCGGGCUCAAUGUCACGCUCACCAUUCGCCUCCUCAUGCAUGGAAAAGAGGUUGGAAGUAUAAUCGGUAAGAAAGGAGAAACUGUGAAAAAAAUGCGAGAAGAGAGUGGAGCACGGAUCAAUAUCUCAGAAGGCAACUGUCCAGAGAGGAUCGUCACAAUCACCGGACCAACAGACACCAUCUUUAAGGCUUUUGCCAUGAUCGCCUACAAAUUUGAAGAGGACAUAAUCAAUUCCAUGAGUAACAGCCCAGCAACCAGCAAGCCCCCUGUCACCUUAAGGCUUGUUGUGCCAGCCAGCCAGUGUGGCUCCCUCAUAGGGAAAGGAGGUUCCAAAAUCAAAGAAAUGAGAGAGUCGACAGGGGCUCAGGUUCAGGUGGCGGGGGACAUGCUUCCCAACUCCACGGAGCGCGCAGUGACAAUCUCUGGGACCCCAGAAGCCAUCAUCCAGUGUGUUAAACAAAUUUGUGUAGUCAUGCUGGAGUCCCCACCAAAAGGUGCCACUAUUCCUUAUCGCCCAAAGCCUGCUUCCACCCCAGUCAUUUUUUCUGGUGGCCAGGCCUACACAAUUCAGGGACAGUACGCCAUACCACACCCAGAUCAGUUGACCAAGCUCCACCAGUUGGCUAUGCAGCAAACCCCCUUUACCCCUCUUGGACAGACCACCCCUGCUUUCCCUGGUUUGGAUGCCAGUCCUCCAGCCAGCACUCAUGAACUCACCAUUCCAAAUGACCUAAUAGGCUGUAUUAUCGGACGCCAGGGAACGAAAAUAAAUGAGAUUCGACAGAUGUCUGGGGCACAGAUCAAAAUUGCGAAUGCCAUGGAGGGUUCGUCAGAGCGCCAGAUCACCAUCACGGGGACCCCUGCUAACAUCAGCCUGGCCCAGUACCUCAUCAAUGCCAGGUUCAGGGACGUGGCUGCCAUGUGGAAUGACCCCUCAUCCAUGACUACAUCCUGAAGUCACCCCAAAUCUGGUUUUAACAUCAAAACCUCUGUAUUAUCCUGUGGGACUUCCCCUAUACUCACUUGCAUAUCACUUACUGAUUAGCCUGUGAGAAACCAGCAACACUGGCCUUUCUUAAAAAUGAUAUAGCUGGUAUAGAAAUUAAGAGUUUGACAUUUUGGGAAAUAUGCUAUUUCACUAGAAAAGAAAAAAAAUCAACACAAAGACAGCUAGUUAAGCAUACAUUUGGGAAAACAAUGUAUUCCAAAAGGAAACGGAAGCUCCAAGGACAGGCACUGGUAAGGAAAAAAACAGACAGUCAUAGUCACAAUAGAUUUUUAUAGUGAUUGAGUAGCAACCCUCAACAUAUUAACAACAUUUCAACGUUGUAAAUUGACCUGUCCAGGGUCUAUCCCGCCUGUCACCUGGCAACAGUUGGGAUAAGCUCGACCUGCCAUGACCCUGAAUGUAAGGAAGCAGGUUGGAUGAAUCGAUAAUAAUUAUGAGCCAUGGUUCCUCCAUUUCCCAGUAUUCGUGCUAAUUUAAAAGAGAGCAAUGCCCGUUAAACACUUUCAAAUGAGAUUGUUCUGGGAGAAUUCAGUAAUGUGUCAUUAAAACUUGGCAGUUGUAUGAGCCACACACUGCCUCCUUCCAGAUUUCAGUUUACUUUACUUUUUUUAUUAUCUCCACUUCACAUGAAAAGUCAUCUCAAAGUACUUUCACAUGGAAAACAAACCUGGACUGUUCAGUCCAAAUAUAAUACAUUCCUAUUCCAUUCAUUAUCUGCAGAGAAAGAGGAAACUGAUUUUGGAAAGAUGCACUUGGACUAUGCAUUCAUAACUGAUGUGCAAUUGUUGUUGAGUUCAGUUGAUUUUGUUUCACAAAGUACUUCUGCUUUGACUUCCAUAGUGAUCGUGCAACAGAAAUGGAAAUAAAAUAGACAAUGGGAUAUUGUUUUCAUGUUUCUGUCCUGGAAAAGCCCUGAAAGAAAAAAUGCCACUAAGCAAAAAAGUUUAUUUAUGAUUGUUACUAACUGCAGAAACCCCAUCAACUUCAGAACUAACCUGCUAAAUAACCAGGUACACAGUAAAGAAAAACUCUGACAUAACUGUUACUUAUCUUUCCCCUUCAUUCAUACUUUUGUCAUCCUAGAGCAGGGGUAGGCAAUUCCUGGUCCUCGAGGGCCGUGUCCUGCACAUUUUAGACGUGUCCCUUUAGACGUGUCCCUGCUUAAACACAACCCUGAUAGACAUGGCUGUGUCAAGACCUGUGUAGCCCCUGAUGACGUUUUGAUAACGAUUUUCAUUGGAAUCAGGUGUGUUGAAGUAGGGAAAAAUCUAACACAUGCAGGACAGGGGGGGCUCGAGGACCAGGGUUGGGAAACACUGUGCUAGAGUCUAUCACAGCUCUCUUCUGGUGAAACAUGGGUUACACACUGGACGGGUCACUGGUGCAUCACAGGGCCACAUGUGCAGAAAGAUCCACAAAGGCCCACAGUCGCUGAUAUGGUCAAUUCAGAAUCACCAAUCACCUUAACACGCAUGUUUAUGGACUGCAGGAAUAAACCAAAGUACCCGGAAUAAGCUUGUAAGGACAUGCAAAGCCGACCACUGUAGAACCAGUAACCUUCUAGCUGUGAAGCUGCAGUGCUAACCACCAAGCUACUAAGCUGUCCUACUUAUAUUUCAAUCAAUUCCAAUUCGUUGCAUUGGAUUUAUAAUCCAAUUCAUUCUAAUUAAAUUCAAGUCCUCAAUUCUGAGCGCGCACAAGGAAAUGAUGGAGAGCAACAACCUCCUAUUCACAGAAAAAAAACAGUUUUAGAGAAGGAAACCACAUACUGGAGGGUGAAAGGACAGGAAAGAGACACCAACAAAGACAGUACACGCCAAACUGUCCGGUCAAGUUUUUCCACUGAUGCAAAGGUCCAAUAUAGUUUCAGCCAUAGAGUUACAGAGUGAAGAGCAACCUCAAGCGAAGACAUGGUGUCAAAAAACGUAUAGCAGGUAUCAUGACUAAGAUAACGUGAGCAAGAUUAGUUUGGUAACUACAUGUGAUGAAAGGAUCUCCCCUGCAUAG
Messenger RNA from Cololabis saira (Pacific saury), 3697 nucleotides. RefSeq names its product poly(rC)-binding protein 3. Gene Ontology annotation, cellular component: cytoplasm; nucleus. Gene Ontology annotation, biological process: regulation of gene expression; regulation of RNA metabolic process. The transcript is spliced from 17 exons. Bases 653 to 1636 code for a protein of 327 amino acids. The record is from RefSeq and is a predicted model, not a curated record. NCBI's taxonomy places the organism in Eukaryota, Metazoa, Chordata, Actinopteri, Beloniformes, Belonidae. Gene Ontology annotation, molecular function: mRNA binding.